AUGGCUCCACAGCGCACACUAUCACUCUCUCCUCUUGCGUUGGCUCGCCGACCUUCCUCCUACCCGCCUCCUCCUGUGAGGAUGAAGGUCAAGCUGCGCUCAGCCCACAACCUCGGCACCUGUGAUUUUGAGACUAUGCCCCCGACACUCCAUAAAAUUUGGUACCCACUCGAUGCGAACAGCGGUAUUAUAGGCCCAUCCCAGCUCGCGGAGUACAUGGAGCGCCAUUUGCUCCCGUACCCGCGCUGUAUGUGCAGUGAAAAUCCCUUUUUGAUUGCCGGAACCAAAAAGAACUUUUUGUGA
This is a messenger RNA of Gloeophyllum trabeum ATCC 11539, 303 nucleotides long. RefSeq lists its product as uncharacterized. The transcript is spliced from 4 exons. The record is from RefSeq and is a predicted model, not a curated record. Bases 1 to 303 code for a protein of 100 amino acids. Lineage: Eukaryota; Fungi; Basidiomycota; Agaricomycetes; Gloeophyllales; Gloeophyllaceae.